AUGGCCCUUCAAUAUCCUUCAUCCUAUUCCUCACUCCAUCGCCUCAUCAUCAUUCUUUGCUUCAUCAUUUUGAAUUUCCCUUUUCAUUCAUCGUCACCAUCAUUCAAGGUCUCUUCUACAUCUACUUCUACUCCCACCACUUCUCCUUUGAUUAUACAACAAGGAAAAGAAACACUCGCUCUUUUAACGUGGAAAUCCAGCCUUCAUAUUCAAUCACAAUCUUUCCUCUCUUCUUGGUCUGCAGCUUCCCGGUGCAAUCAUUGGUUUGGAGUUACUUGCCACAAGUCAGGAAGUGUCUUCAGCUUAAACCUCCAGAAUUGUGGCCUAAAAGGUACACUCCACAAUCUCAAUUUCUUAUCACUCCCCAAUCUCCUCACUCUUGAUCUUAGUAACAACUCCUUCUAUGGAACAAUUCCAAUCCAUAUUGGUAAUCUUUCCAAAAUGAUCACCAUCCUUGAAUUGGGUUCCAAUUAUUUCACUGGUUCAAUCCCUCCUACAAUAGGAAACUUGAGGAAUUUAACCACUUUGUAUCUUUAUGAAAACAAGCUUUCUGGUUCCAUCCCUCAUGAAAUUGGAUUGUUGAGAUCUCUUAAUGAUCUUGGGUUGUCAACUAACAGUCUCAGUGGUCCUAUCCCACCUUCCAUAGGAAACUUGAGGAAUUUAACCACUUUGUAUCUUUAUGAAAACAAGCUUUCUGGUUCCAUCCCUCAUGAAAUUGGAUUGUUGAGAUCUCUUAAUGAUCUUGAGUUGUCAAAUAACAAUCUCAGUGGUCUCAUCCCACCAUCCAUAGGAAACUUGAGGAAUCUAACCACUUUGUAUCUUCAUAAAAACAAGCUUUCUGGUUCCAUCCCUAAUCAAAUUGGAUUGUUGAGAUCUCUUAAUGAUCUUGAGUUGUCAACUAACAGUCUCAGUGGUCCUAUCUCGCCUUCCAUAGGAAACUUGAGGAAUUUAACCACUUUGUAUCUUUAUGAAAACAGGCUUUCUGGUUCCAUCCCUCAUGAAAUUGGAUUGUUGAGAUCUCUUAAUGAUCUUGAGUUGUCAACUAACAGUCUCAGUGGUCCUAUCCCAUCUUCCAUAGGAAACUUGAGGAAUUUAACCACUUUGUAUCUUCAUGAAAACAAGCUUUCUGGUUCCAUCCCUUAUGAAAUUGGAUUGUUGAGAUCUCUUAAUGAUCUUGACUUGUCAAAUAACAAUCUCAGUGGUCUCAUCCCACCUUCCAUAGGAAACUUGAGGAAUCUAACCACUUUGUAUCUUCAUAAAAACAAUCUCAGUGGUCCUAUCCCAUCUUCCAUAGGAAACUUGAGGAAUUUAACCACUUUGUAUCUUCAUGAAAACAAGCUUUCUGGUUCCAUCCCUCAUGAAAUUGGAUUGUUGAGAUCUCUUAAUGAUCUUGACUUGUCAAAUAACAAUCUCAGUGGUCUCAUCCCACCUUCCAUAGAAAACUUGAGGAAUCUAACCACUUUGUAUCUUCAUAAAAACAAGCUUUCUGGUUUCAUCCCUCAUCAAAUUGGAUUGUUGAGAUUUCUUAAUAAUCUUGGGUUGUCAACUAACAGUCUCAGUGGUCCUAUCCCGCAUUCCAUAGGAAACUUGAGGAACUUAACCACUUUGUAUCUUUAUGAAAACAAGCUUUCUGGUUCCAUUCCUCAUGAAAUUGGAUUGUUGAGAUCUCUUAAUGAUCUUGAGUUGUCAAAUAACAAUCUCAGUGGUCUCAUCCCACCUUCCAUAGGAAACUUGAGGAAUCUAACCACUUUGUAUCUUCAUAAAAACAAGCUUUCUGGUUCCAUCCCUCAUAAAAUUGGAUUGUUGAGAUCUCUUAAUGAUCUUGAGUUGUCAACUAACAGUCUCAAUGGUCCUAUCCCAUCUUCCAUAGGAAACUUGAGGAAUUUAACCACUUUGUAUCUUCAUAAAAACAAGCUUUCUGGUUCCAUCCCUCAUGAAAUUGGAUUGUUGAGAUCUCUUAAUGAUCUUGAGUUGUCAAAUAACAAUCUCAGUGGUCUCAUCCCACCUUCCAUAGGAAACUUGAGGAAUUUAACCACUUUGUAUAUUCAGAAAAACAAGCUUUCUGGUUCCAUCCCUCAUGAAAUUGGAUUGUUGAGAUCUCUUAAUGAUAUUGUGUUCUAUACUAACAAUCUCAAUGGUUCCAUCCCGCAUUCCAUAGGAAACUUGAGGAAUUUAACCACUUUGUAUCUUUAUGAAAACAAGCUUUCUGGUUCCAUCCCUCAUGAAAUUGGAUUGUUGAGAUCUCUUAAUGAUCUUGGGUUGUCAAAUAACAAUCUCAAUGGUCCUAUCCCACCUUCCAUAGGAAACUUGAGGAAUUUAACCACUUUGUAUCUUUAUGAAAACAAGCUUUCUGGUUCCAUCCCUCAUGAAAUUGGAUUGUUGAGAUCUCUUAAUGAUCUUGACUUGUCAAAUAACAAUCUCAGUGGUCCUAUCCCACCUUCCAUAGGAAACUUGAGGAAUUUAACCACUUUGUAUCUUUUUGAAAACAAGUUUUCUGGUUCCAUCCCUCAUGAAAUUGGAUUGUUGAGAUCUCUUAAUGAUCUUGACUUGUCAUUUAACAAUCUUAGUGGUCCCAUCCCGUCUUCCAUUGGAAACUUGAGGAACUUAGCUAGCUUGAGUUUUAUGUAUAACAAAAUCAAUGGCUCCAUUCCUUUGGAAAUGAGACACCUCACACAUUUGAAAUCUUUACAGUUAGCUGAGAAUAAUUUGAUGGGCCAACUACCACAGGAGAUAUGUCUCGGUGGAGUACUUGAAAAUUUUACAGCUGAAGGAAACAGUCUCAUUGGAUCUCUCCCAAAGAGCUUGAGAAACUGCACUAGCUUGUUCAGAGUUAGGCUUGAAAGAAACCAACUUGCAGGAAAUAUAACAGAAGAUUUCGGUAUAUACCCAAAUUUACGUUAUAUUGAUUUAAGCUACAACAACUUGUAUGGUGAGCUUUCACAUAAAUGGGGCCAGUGCAAGAGCUUGACAAGCCUGAAAAUCUCCAAUAACAAUAUUUAUGGUAUGAUACCACAUCAGCUUAGGGAGGCAACCAAACUAGAACAACUUGACCUCUCUUCAAAUCAUCUUGUUGGGGAGAUACCAAAAGAAUUAGGUAUGUUGAAGUCAUUGUUCAAAUUGGUGCUAGGAAACAACAAUCUUUCAGGUAGCAUUCCUUUGGAAUUAGGAAAUUUGUCCAAUCUCGCACAUCUUGACUUGGCAUCAAACCAUUUAAGUGGUCCAAUUCCCCAACAAGUCCGAAACUUUGGUAAAUUGUUGUCUUUGAAUUUGAGCAAGAAUAAGUUUGGGGAAAGCAUUCCUGUUGAGAUUGGGAAUGUGAUCAAUCUUGAGAGUCUUGACCUUUGUCAAAAUAGGCUGACAGGAGAGCUACCACAACAGCUCGGACAACUACAAAGCUUGGAAACGUUGAAUCUCUCCCAUAACAACCUCUCGGGUACCAUCCCGCUCACUUUUGAUCAUUUGCAAGGCCUGACAUCCAUAGAUAUAUCUUAUAAUCAGUUGGAAGGUCCUCUACCCAACCUUAAAGCCUUUCAAAAUGCUUCGUUUGAGGCAUUAAGAAAUAACAAAGGUUUGUGCGGUAACAUCACUGGUCUUGAGGCAUGCAACACCAGUAGAAAGAAGGGGAACAUAUUAUUUAUUUUGAUUAUACUCCUUAUUUUGAGCAUUUUGUUGCUUUCAUUUAUUUCUUGUGGGAUUUAUUUUCUUUAUGGAAGAAUAAGGAGUAGAAAAAUCAAUUCUAGAGAAGCACCAACUGAAGAUCUAUUUGCAAUAUGGGGUCAUGAUGGGGAAAUGUCAUAUGAACACAUCAUUGAGGGGACUGAAGAUUUCAACUCCAAAAAUUGUAUUGGCACUGGAGGAUAUGGAACUGUUUACAAGGCCGAGUUGCCAACAGGUCGAAUUGUUGCUGUGAAAAAACUUCACUCAACACAAGAUGGAGAGAUGGUUGAUCUGAAAUCUUUCAAAAGUGAGAUUCAAGCUUUAGCAAACAUUCGGCAUCGCAACAUUGUCAAGCUUUAUGGAUUUUGUUCAUGUUCAGAAAACUCAUUUUUGGUUUAUGAGUUCAUGGAAAAGGGAAGUUUGAGAAACAUUCUAAACAACAAGGAAGAAGCAAUAGAGUUUGAUUGGGUUCUGAGGCUAAAUGUUGUUAAAGGCAUGGCUGAAGCUUUAUCUUAUAUGCACCAUGAUUGCUCCCCUCCUUUAGUUCACCGAGACAUAUCGAGCAACAAUGUUUUGUUAGAUUCAGAAUGUAAAGCUCAUGUAUCCGACUUCGGAACAGCUCGAAUUCUGAAGUCAGACUCAUAUAAUUGGACGUCAUUUGCAGGAACUUUUGGUUAUAUUUCUCCAGGUGAUUUUUCUUCUUGUCUUGCUUAUCUCUGAACUACAUCCAUACAUAUUUCUUAGUGUGUUAUUUAUCGCAUUGGGUGGAACAAUAUACUCAACCUUUAAUACCUCAAAUUUUUUGUGAAGUCGUACAAGUUGUCCUUUUGCUCAAAAAUUAGGAUGAACAUGCUAAUUUCUUUCUUUGCAAUUUUCAUGUUUAAUAGCUAGCUUUUUAAUAUUCUAUUUCUCUCGGUACAAGUUUC
Vitis riparia (riverbank grape) is the source of this 4583-nucleotide messenger RNA. Its product is annotated as probable leucine-rich repeat receptor-like protein kinase At1g35710. The record is from RefSeq and is a predicted model, not a curated record. Gene Ontology annotation, molecular function: protein kinase activity; protein binding; ATP binding. Lineage: Eukaryota; Viridiplantae; Streptophyta; Magnoliopsida; Vitales; Vitaceae. Gene Ontology annotation, biological process: protein phosphorylation.